Messenger RNA from Poecilia reticulata (guppy), 2454 nucleotides. Lineage: Eukaryota; Metazoa; Chordata; Actinopteri; Cyprinodontiformes; Poeciliidae. The record is from RefSeq and is a predicted model, not a curated record.
CUUGACUUAUUUAUUUCUGCCCUUCAAGACGCCGUGUUAUCCUGUGAGUUCAAGACAGAAAAAGACCAGAACCCUCGAAUUGAGUGGAAAAAAAAAGGAAAAGGAGUGACUUUUGUUUAUUUCGACAAGAAAUUUGCAAAGUCCUACGCAGGACGGGCCAAGAUAGAGGGGGCGACGCUGACAAUACACUCAGUCACCCAGAAAGACUCGGGGGAAUAUCGCUGUGAGGUAACCGCCAGCGAAGACCACGUUAACCUCGGAGAGGCCACUGUGACCCUCAAUGUGCUCGUGCCUCCUCACGUCCCGUCAUGCGAGGUGCCGAGCUCGGUGUUUGCCGGCACCGGCCUGGAUCUGCUCUGUAAGGACAAGCUCAGCGUGCCUCCGGCCACCUACCGCUGGUACAAAGACAACAAGGCUCUGACGGCCACGGGAGGCGCUCCGUACAGCAUCGACACAAACAAGGGAACAUUGAAGUUCAAGAGCGUGUCCACAGAAGACACGGGGAUGUAUCGCUGUGAGUCCUCCAACAGUGUGGGGGCGCCAAAGAGUUGUGUAGCCAAGCAGCUCACAGUUGUUGAAUAUCCGUGGAAUAUGACCAUGUUGAUAGCAGGUGCGUCAGGAUUUGUGGCGCUGAUCCUUUUCUGCUGCAUCUGCAUCUGUAUCUGCCGCCGCAGAGGCUGCUGCAAGAAAAGCAGGAAGACAAAAACCUCCAAGUCCUACAACCCUCCUCCGCCUCCUCCGCCUCCUCCUCCCACCCGCAAUCUCAAGCACUACAAACAAACUCAGUCCUUCAUGAUCUGAGGGGACAGCGUCGAUUUUGCCAAAUAACCAAAGUGUGCGGCAGGAACUCGGCGGCUCUGCUGCAGGCGGAGAAAUCUUCAGCCUUCAGGCGAAGCAGAUGUUUCCAUCCUGCGUUGUGGGUUUUUGUCCAGUGGAAGUCCCGAUGAUACCCGGCCAAGUGUACAGCUUCAUUACUUUUCCACAUCCUGUAUGAUAUUUGUCACUUAAUGUUUUUUUCAGUUYUUGUUUUGAGAGCAGGUGUUAAGCUCUUUAAGCCACUCAUAGGUCAGUGUAUAUCUUAUUUUUGGUAAACCUGUAUAUAUAUAUUUGGUUAUAAAUGCUGCAUGUUGGUUUUGGUUGACUCUGAUAUGUAAUAUUUAAUGUUUCUAGUCUUUUUUUCUAACAUUUAAUUGAGCUCUUUGUUGAUCUGAUGCUGUUUUUCCUUGUAAACAUGUUUUUUUAAAUAAUUGUUUGAACAGGUGUCUGCACACACUGAACAGUAUUGUAGAAGUUUAAAAAUCGUUCUUSCUUAUAUUUUUGAGAAAUCUUAGCCUAUACUCAAUAAAGACUGCUGGGUAAAUAUGCAUAUUGGGUUUAAUGGUGCUCAGUGUAAAGCAUACGACAUCAUGCUCGGCAUCGGCACCAGAUUUGCUCCAAACAAUUCUGAUUCAGAUUCAGAUUUAUUYGUAUCCCAAAUGAAAAAUUGAUGUUACAGCAAGUAUAAAAACUAAAAGACAAAGUAUCAAAGCUACAAAAAUAAAAAUAAAAAACAACAAAACAAACCAAAAAGACAUGGAAUACAAAUCAAUACAAAAUGGGAAGAGUACGGCAGCGAAUUUCAUUAUUGUCUGUCGGUUGCUACAAACACUAAAUCAGGUGCAAGUCCCCCUGCCUCGUCCUGCAUUAAAAAUAAAAUAGUGCUUGUACCUGUUACCUUUUAUGCUAAGAAGUCUGAGCCAGAAGGCAGAAACUGGAACUCGGCAUGUAAAGGAUGAGAAGUAUCAGCAAUAUAGGCUUUAGUUUUAAUAAUGAUUUGGUUUUUACACAGUUCUGAAAGUGAGCAUUGUUCAACUCCUAAUAAGCAGAUCUUAUUACUAGUAUGKAUUACUCUGCUAAGGGCAUUUUUUGACCUAAUUCUAAGAUUUCCAAACCARCAGAGGAGGGAAAAACAGUCAACACAGAAACUUUGCGAGCCUCCUUAGACAAAAUAAUCUUURCUGGCCCUUUUGUUGUAGGUUUUCUGAAUGGCAGGUAAAUUUGAACGUAUUAUCCAAAAUAGCUCCAAGAUAUUUGUAGUUCUCUGCUGUCUCCACUGUCUGACCUUUAAUUACUGUACAAAUACUGACGUUUYUCCCCCCAUUUAGACCAAAGAUGAAAAUGAUGGUGGAGGUGCAGAAAUYUCUCACAUAUGUAGGGAAGCUAAACAGAUGUGAGAAAGUCAAGAGGAACAUCCUAGACGUUAUACUGGUGGCAYUGAGUACUAACAACACAUUACAAUUUCCUUUACACCAUUUUUUUAUUUUUUUUUCAAAUAAGCUGUGAUCUGGUGACGUUCAAAUAAUCUUGGAAAGCCUGAAUAAUGCAGGGCUGUGUUACUGCAGCCUAACUCACACAGAUUUUUGCCAUACUGUGCCUCUUCUGAAUUUUAUAUGAAUAAAUGUGAGAUAAACUCUG